Cryptotermes secundus is the source of this 2316-nucleotide messenger RNA. RefSeq lists its product as uncharacterized. Bases 599 to 1774 code for a protein of 391 amino acids. Gene Ontology annotation, biological process: phospholipid metabolic process; arachidonate secretion. NCBI's taxonomy places the organism in Eukaryota, Metazoa, Arthropoda, Insecta, Blattodea, Kalotermitidae. The transcript is spliced from 4 exons. The record is from RefSeq and is a predicted model, not a curated record. Gene Ontology annotation, molecular function: A2-type glycerophospholipase activity.
UGUACGUUUCCUUGUAGUUCAACUUUAUCACUGCUGGUUGCUGCACGGGCAGGCGUCGUCGGAGUUACUGAUUUACACGCAUUGAAUUCUGUCUGGUCUUUCCUCGCGUACCUAUUUCCUCGUAAUCCAGUAUCGAGUGUAAAACCUACGUCGGACUUUUUUUUUUUAAUUUCUUAUCGUUGGAAGUGUCGUUAAUGUUAAUAUUUUAGCUAACUGUGGUUUUUGAGUGCAGAAGUAAUGUUUCUCCCGGCUAAAGAGUAAGUAGCUAAGUGUUCUGUAAGCGAUUUGAACAGUGAAGCGCGUGUGCGCUCACGGGGUCACUUGAGCCCUUUUCCCACUCGCACACCGCUAUAAACAUUCCCGCGUGGUUAGCGGCCUGUCAGUGGGUUACUGUUUCUUUCAAGGAUAUCCAAAAGGAUAAUAGCCGUACAUAUAUAUAACGGAGACUUAUUUAUUUUUGGUUGGAAGAACUAAUUUAAUUAAAGACAAUUUUAAGCGUGAGAAAAGCAGACAAGUACUAAGAAAAUCGUCGAAGAACAAAACCGUUUGUUGACUAAAGCAGGGCUAAAAUACUUGAAACUGUUGUCUAUUAAAUAGAAUGUUUAUCAGUUCGUUGACCAUAACAGCCGUCUUUUUGGCAUGCGUCUGUUUUUGCAUCGCCCGGGUCUCGGCAACAAGCACUACCACGUCAACAACGCCGUCAGGCGCCGAAACGCCAAUGUUGCAACGUGGCGGGAAUCAUCAUUAUCACUACCACGAUCAUCAACAGACAGAAGAGAGUAAAGAUGGUGUAAGUGGGAGUGCUGGUGGAGGACAUUCCAUAAAAAUCCACAACUUCAUCUCCACGGACGCUCUCUACGACGGCGAGCAGGAGCGUCGGGUUCACUAUAACGGCGUAACAGCCAAAGAGACGGCAGUCACGACUGUCGCAGCAGCCAACAAUACAAGGGAAUCUGUGAAAUUACGCCAAGUAACUGAUGGCUCACAUUUCAUUCAACUGAUCUAUGGAGCGGAUAAUGAAAUACGAGACUGUGAAUUCUUGCGCCAGAAGAAAAUAGUGCAAGAUUUCCUCGAGACUUUCCGGAAGGAUAUCGAACGUGCGAAAGUAUCGAUUAACCGUGAAAAUGAUUAUAGUGAGAUCGAAAAUGAAACGGAGGAAGACAUUUACUCAUUUAAUAAUGUGACAUUCCAAAUCUUGGACAAUGGUGUUCCAUUGCCGACAGACCUCUCGGAGUGGUUAGACUUCGAGGAUCUAAAGCAACGAUGCAGAGAAAACCACAGAGAAAUGAAGAGGCUGCUGCGACACAAGCAGCACGGAACAAGCGAGCAGAAGAGGCACGCUAACAAUCACUUGGAAAGGAAAAAGCGCGGUAUAGGGGAUAUGUUUAUAGCACCGGGCACCAAGUGGUGUGGUCACAAACGUCUAGCAAAUGACUACGUGGAUCUCGGAGGAUUGUCCAACUUGGACCGUUGCUGCCGACGUCACGACAUGUGUCCACAUUCAAUUUCCGGGUUCUCCACUAAGUACCAUCUCUUCAACUACCGCCCUUUCUCAGUCAGCCACUGUCACUGUGACAGAAGAUUUCGGACGUGUUUGAAAAUGGCAGGCACGGGUCCAGCCAAUCUGAUAGGGAAGCUUUUCUUCAACAUUGUUCAGACAAAAUGUUUUGUGCUAAAACCACAGAGAUCAUGUGUGAAGAGAUCAUGGUGGGGAAAGUGCUUGAAGCAGAAGUACAGAAAACAAGCCCAUCUCAGAGACAACAUUCCCUACUGAGGCGCGGCACUUGUACGGCAUGCAUUUCUCCUCAUCAAAUUUCACUGACGAAAGUGAAGUUCAGUCCGUAGUGACGCCGGCCAUUCAGCGCCGACAAGCUACCAGAAGAAGUCAUCGUCAUCAAGUCAUUGUUAUCAUGAUGAAAACUAUCGUAAUUUAAAUGUACCACGCCUGAAGUCUGAAACUUCUUAAGAGAGUUAAUGCUCAUUGUGGUACCUUCAGUGUAGGAUACACCUCUCAAAAGAGGAUAUAGAAACUGUACAAGUCUGUAUGUUUCUACAUAUUCUGUGUAGACUCUUAUGUGUCUCUACAAGCAAAUGAUAUUAUUAAUUUAAGAUUCCGAAAGUAACUGUCAAGAUUUCAUAGUUUUAGCUUUAAAAAAUAACCGGUUAUAACAGGAAAAUUAAUUUCACGAAAUUAAAGUUAUUAUCUACUUAAUCAUCAGCUCCGAGGACGUUAACAACUCGUUUGCAUCUAAUGUCAAAUUAAUUUUCUGAAGUAAGAUUUGAGUAAUGUUAUAUUUUAGCGUCCUGUUGCACUGA